AUGAGGGCAAGAAUAGAUUCAACAUUCAGUGAGUUCUUACUUCGAGUGGGUAACGGUGAUGAACCAACAAUAAGAGAAAAUUUAGUCCUCCUAGAACAAUUAACAAUCAAACAUUCCCAGGAUGAAAUUCAAGAAGAAUUCACAAUAAAAGAGAUAUUUCAAAACAUGCAAGAAAAUGCUGCUACAGCAAAAUCUGUCACUGAAAGAGCUAUUUUAGCAAGCAGAAAUGACCAUGUUGAUAAAAUUAACAACAAGUUAAUAUCUCAAUUCCCAGGUGAAAGCAAGAUAUUCAAUGGCUUUGACUCAGCAGAACAUGACACCAACAACUAUUACCAAGAAGAAUAUCUAAAUACUUUAACAACAAACGGUCUCCCACUACAUAGGUUAGAAUUGAAGGAAAAUGUACCGAUCAUGUUGCUAAGGAAUUUGGACCCUUCAAGUGGCUUAUGA
Messenger RNA from Solanum lycopersicum (tomato), 450 nucleotides. RefSeq lists its product as uncharacterized. The record is from RefSeq and is a predicted model, not a curated record. Gene Ontology annotation, cellular component: replication fork. Gene Ontology annotation, biological process: DNA replication. NCBI's taxonomy places the organism in Eukaryota, Viridiplantae, Streptophyta, Magnoliopsida, Solanales, Solanaceae.